Molecule: messenger RNA, 1977 nt
Organism: Gavia stellata (red-throated loon)
Lineage: Eukaryota; Metazoa; Chordata; Aves; Gaviiformes; Gaviidae
Gene: KCNN3
Product: potassium calcium-activated channel subfamily N member 3
Biological process (GO): potassium ion transmembrane transport
Cellular component (GO): neuronal cell body; plasma membrane; neuron projection
Molecular function (GO): calmodulin binding; small conductance calcium-activated potassium channel activity
Source: RefSeq, a predicted model, not a curated record
AUGGAAACAUCGGGCCAUCUCCACGAUUCGGGCGUGGGGGACCUGGAGGAGGAUGGUAGGUGUCCGUGUCUUACCGGGGAUGAACGGUCACCGCCGCCUCCCGCUGCGUUGCCGCCGUUCCAGCAUAGCCUGUUGCACUCUUCGCCCGGGUCGUUACGGGCCCCUCCUCCUCCUCCCGCCGCCCCCGCCGCCCUCCACCCUUCCUCCCGCCACGGCAGCCAACUCAACCUCGGCGACCACCCAACGGGCUCCGGCAGCGGCAAACACCGGCAGCCCAGCCCGUUGGUUCACCGACGGGACAGCAACCCCUUCACCGAGAUCGCCAUGAGCUCCUGCAAGUACAGCGGAGGGGUGAUGAAGCCCCUCAGCCGGCUCAGCGCAUCCCGCAGGAACCUCAUCGAGGCCGAACCGGAGGCUCAACCCUUACAGCUCUUCGGCGGCGGCACCGGCGGACCCCCCGAGAUCGUCGUCUCACGCGAGGACAACCACGCGCCCGCCGUCCGACGCACCGACCGACCGCCUGCCCGCCCGGCCCCCGCCGCCUUCGCCAAGGGGCCCAAGCGUAAGGCGCAAAACAUCGGUUACCGGCUCGGGCACCGCCGGGCGCUCUUCGAGAAGAGGAAGCGCCUCAGCGACUACGCGCUCAUCUUCGGCAUGUUCGGCAUCGUCGUCAUGGUCAUCGAGACCGAGCUCUCCUGGGGGCUCUACUCCAAGGACUCCAUGUUCUCCCUGGCCCUGAAAUGCCUUAUCAGCCUCUCCACCGUCAUCCUGCUGGGCCUCAUCAUCGCCUACCACACGCGGGAGGUGCAGCUCUUUGUGAUCGACAACGGAGCCGACGACUGGCGGAUAGCGAUGACGUACGAGCGCAUCCUCUACAUCAGCCUGGAGAUGCUGGUUUGUGCCAUACACCCCAUCCCCGGGGAGUACAAAUUUUUCUGGACAGCCCGCCUGGCUUUCUCCUACACACCUUCUCGGGCAGAGGCGGACGUGGACAUCAUCCUGUCCAUCCCCAUGUUCCUGCGCCUCUACCUGAUCGCUCGGGUGAUGCUGCUGCACAGCAAACUCUUCACCGACGCCUCCUCGCGCAGCAUCGGGGCACUCAACAAGAUCAACUUCAACACCCGCUUCGUCAUGAAGACUCUCAUGACCAUCUGCCCCGGGACGGUGCUGUUGGUCUUCAGUAUUUCCCUCUGGAUCAUCGCCGCGUGGACGGUCCGGGUGUGCGAGAGGUACCACGACCAGCAGGACGUAACCAGCAACUUCCUGGGUGCCAUGUGGCUCAUCUCCAUCACCUUCCUCUCCAUCGGCUACGGCGACAUGGUCCCGCACACUUACUGCGGGAAGGGUGUCUGCCUGCUCACCGGCAUCAUGGGUGCUGGCUGUACGGCACUGGUGGUGGCCGUGGUGGCCAGGAAGCUGGAGCUCACCAAAGCCGAGAAGCACGUCCACAACUUCAUGAUGGACACACAGCUGACGAAGCGGAUCAAGAACGCGGCAGCCAACGUCCUGCGGGAAACGUGGCUCAUCUAUAAGCACACCAAGCUGCUGAAGAAGAUCGACCACGCCAAAGUCAGGAAGCAUCAGAGGAAGUUCCUCCAAGCCAUUCACCAGUUGCGGAGCGUGAAGAUGGAGCAGAGGAAGCUGAGCGACCAAGCCAACACCCUGGUCGACCUCUCGAAGAUGCAGAACGUGAUGUACGACCUCAUCACCGAGCUCAACGACCGCAGCGAAGACCUGGAGAAGCAAAUCGGCAGCCUGGAGUCCAAGCUGGAGCAGCUCAGCGCCAGCUUCAACUCCCUGCCCCUGCUGAUGGCCGACAUGCUGCGGCAGCAGCAGCAGCGCCUGCUCGCUGCCGUCCUGGAGGCGCGGGGGGUCGGCGUGCCGGUGGGCACCCCCCAAACUCCUCUCUCCGAGAGCCCCAUCGGGGUCAGUUCCACCUCCUUCCCUACCCCUUACACGAGCUCAAGCAGCUGCUAA